AUGCUCCACCACCGGCUGCCCUCCUCCGCGCUCGCCGCCGCCUCCCUCGACAUGUUGGAGUGUCACGGCCGGUCGGACCCCGCGGCGUCGGGCCAAUACCUCGCCUUGUUCCAGGUGUGUGCGUCCACGCCACGCAGGUGCCUCUGCGCCCUCCGAAUGGCACAUCGCCACGGACGCCCGCCGCCGGCGCGUCCCGGCCCUCGGCUCGGCCCGCACAGGACGCUGCUCCUCUCUCGGGAGGAGAGGCCCGGCGGCACGCCGACGGGGGCGCAGGACUCCCUCCACGGCUUCUCCCAGGCCUUCAGCCACCUCACCAUCCAGCCCAGCCACCUGAACAUCCUCGCAGAGCUUCCGCCCAACAUGAAAAUCCUGCUGCUUCAGCACUCUGAAGAUGGGUCCGAGCUCUACGGGGCCUUCUAUGAGGUCACCAGAGCUCCAAAACAAAAGGGGAAGACGGCGCAGGGAACAGGGAGCCUGGCGUGCACGAGGGUGGCCAAGGUUCCCGUCCGCCCGCGGGCUCUGCUGGCGCUGAGGGGCCGGACCCGGGCCUUCGGCCUGGAGGCCAGACUCUCCCUCGCGGAGCGCGGCUCCGAGGAGCGGCGCGGUCUUCCCGGCGACGCCGCCGCAGAAGAAACGUUAGGACGUCACUUCAGAGACGUUGUGAGAGACAUGGACGACUAUUUAAAUCCACUUCUCACUCAGUUUGACUUCUCCUGCUUCAGGCCCCAGGCUUCAUCACCACCAGUCCCCGAGAUGACCAAAGCCAAAGAUAAAGAAGAGAAAGGGAGUUCAGCUAAGUUCCCCGCGGAGCCGGGGGAGUGCGUGGUGCUGCUGGCGGACAGGAAGCUGCUGCAGUUGCCCCUGGAGGCCCUGACGGUGCUGCAGGGCGGAGGCCUGAGCUCCUUGUCUCGGGACUUCUCCCUCCAGCUGCUCCACAGUCGGCUGAACAGAGAGGAACCAGACAAAGGGUCGCGGGGGCGCUGGAGCCGAUCCCAGCUGACAUAGGGCGAAGGCAGGGGACACCCUGGACAGGCCGCCAGUCCAUCGAGGGCACAUAUAGAGACAUACAACCAUUCACUCUCACAUUCACACCUAUGGGCAAUUUAGAGAUCAAUUAACUUGACUGCAUGUCUUUGGACUGUGGGAGGAAGCCGGAGAACCCGGAGGAAACCCACGCUGCCACGGGGAGAACAUGCAAACUCCACACAGAAGGACCGCCUCGACCGGGAAUUGAACCCACGGCCCUCUUGCUGUGAGGCGACAGUGCUAGCCACUACACCACCGUGCAGCCCAAUGUAUAUAUAUAUAUUGUUUUAUUUUUUAUUUUCUUUGUUAUUUUUUCUUUAUUUUACAUACAUUUUCUGAUUUAUUUGAUAUUAAUUUAGGAUAGGAAUACAUAAGCAUUUUUUUCUUCUACCUAUACAUUUUCAGUCUUUCUGUUUUGUAUAUUAUAUAGAAUAAUAUUGUAUUUGAUUGACUGAAUAAAAUACACAACACACAU
Molecule: messenger RNA, 1501 nt
Organism: Pseudoliparis swirei
Lineage: Eukaryota; Metazoa; Chordata; Actinopteri; Perciformes; Liparidae
Product: cilia- and flagella-associated protein 46-like
Exons: 9
Coding region: 1-1005 (334 amino acids)
Biological process (GO): cilium movement involved in cell motility; axoneme assembly
Source: RefSeq, a predicted model, not a curated record